CCCUUUAUACGCGAUAUGGCGAAAAAGACUGAUUCAACGAAAUAUGCCAUGCCAGCAUUAAGAUUUAAAACGUGUCGUCUACUUCCAGGAAAUGUUCGGAACAGAGAACUUUCUCUAAUCCAACGCCGUAUUCUCCAAAGAUUGAGGAACAAGAGGAGAUCCAUUAAAAGAAAUCUUUCUCGGAGAGAAAAUCUAAACGGUAACAUCAAAUCACAAACUACACGAAAGUUGUCUCUAUAUUAUGGGGAUUUACCCAUAAGGGAGAUGCACAGAGGAAGAGAACGAACUUCAUAUAUCCCUUUUUUACUCAAUCAAGAAACAAGAUCGGACGUGAUUCCGGUUCGUCUCCAUUUUAGUGACACUCUUCCUCAAGCAAGGCAGCCGAUAAGUCAUCGAAGGGUUUGUUUGAAUAAUGGAAUGGUAACCAUUACUCAUUUGAAAGUUUCCCACGGUGAUCUAAUAUCUUUUAAAGAAAAUGACGCGAGAACCCGCGGUUUUGAAAUAAGGAGAUCUUUCUAUAUCGACAUAUCAGUUGGAAAAAUCAUAGGCAAAUUCCUAUCGGCCAUAUCAGUUGGAAAAAGAAGAGGCAAAUUCCUACCGGCCAGAAUCUGGAGAAGAACAAAAAAAGAAUGGUUCCGCUUACUCACAACUCAGAGGGGAUGCCGCUUACUACUCAAAUCCAAGGAAUUGCAAAAGUUGCGUUCUUAUAUGCAAGAAGAAGACUUUGAAAGAACAAAGAAGUUUGGAUCCGCAAAAGUAUGCUUAGGCAGUUCCUUCGCUGAGCACAACAGAAUGAAGAGGAAUUUGUUUCAUUUCAAAUACUUCUUCUUAUUGAAAAGAGGGAAGGAGAAAAACCGAAAUCUUCCUACUCGAACAAUAAGUCCUUUUGUAGAAAAGUCUUCUUUAUAUAGUAAUUCGACCUAUUGCUCCGGAUCCCCGUUUACUAGGAAGAUAAGAAUCAAAAGGAUCGAACUACCUACUCAUUAUUCGGAGGUGAAUCAUAGAACACUAAAAGCUGUGGUAUCUUAUGGACCUAACAUAGGUCACAUCCCUCACGACAUAAGAUUGAAAGAUCCAAACCUUCCUCUUCGGAGCGGAAACGGACGUGGCCAAAACAUAUAAAAAAAGAUCGGCCUAGUCGCUCAUAGGGACAUAUCUAUCCGGAUAGAGGAUAGUCUAGAUCAAUUUUGAGAAAAAUCUCUCUCUAUAUAGAUAGGUAUCUCUGUGGAUAGAGAUAAAGAUAGGGAUCCCUAUAAAUCGAAAUAUAUGGAAAAAGUGCACUUUUUGACUACUACUACUAUUUCUUAGACUUUUUCAAGGAAACAUCGUUUUUUCGAUUUUGACUGAAUUGGUCGGAGCGUAGACGAGCAAGCAGAGCCCAGGAAAGAGGUCAGAUCGUCAUAGAGCAGUCGACUAUAAGUAUAAGACUGCUGGCCUGAGAGAAGGCAGUCUCUCUCGGGAAACAUGGCCCAAUUUCUCUUCUUUCUUUUCACACGGGCAACAA
Molecule: messenger RNA, 1504 nt
Organism: Triticum urartu
Lineage: Eukaryota; Viridiplantae; Streptophyta; Magnoliopsida; Poales; Poaceae
Source: RefSeq, a predicted model, not a curated record